This is a messenger RNA of Ogataea philodendri, 495 nucleotides long. RefSeq lists its product as uncharacterized. Gene Ontology annotation, biological process: hydrogen peroxide catabolic process; cellular response to oxidative stress; cell redox homeostasis. NCBI's taxonomy places the organism in Eukaryota, Fungi, Ascomycota, Pichiomycetes, Pichiales, Pichiaceae. The transcript has a single exon. Gene Ontology annotation, molecular function: thioredoxin peroxidase activity. The record is from RefSeq and is a predicted model, not a curated record. Gene Ontology annotation, cellular component: peroxisome; cytoplasm; mitochondrion. The coding region runs from base 1 to 495 and encodes 164 amino acids.
AUGGUUCAAAGAGGUGACAGAUUUCCUAUCAACGUUGACAGUCUAUUCUACUCGUCCCCAGAAGGCGAGCCUAAGCCGUUCGAUCUCAAGACCACCACCAAGAGCAAGAAGUUUGUUGUUGUGAGUGUUCCUGGAGCCUUCACUCCCCCUUGCACCAACCAGCAUCUGCCAGAGUAUGUUAAGAAAGUGCAGAGUUUUGCAACCAAGGGAGUUGAUUUCAUCAUUAUUUUGACGCAAAACGAUCCGUUUGUGCUCAAAGCAUGGAAGGAGAAGCUUGGAGCCAGCUCCAACAAGCUGAUCUUUGUUUCUGACCCUCAGCUCGAGUUGACCAAGAAAUUGGCUCCGCCAAUCGACCUGAGCGAUCUCGGACUCGGAAAACGGUCCAGCAGACUGGCAUUGAUUGUCAACAGAAGCGGAAUCGUCGAGUUUGUGGCCAACGAAAACGGCGGCGACGUCAACGUGUCCACGGCCACCAAACUAUUGGCCAAGCUGUAG